AGAACAUGAUCUUACAAAAAUCAGAAAAUUCACGUAUGUAUUUAAUGCCUACCAGGCGUUAUAUAAGGGGAAGGAAUCAUUUUGGAAAGCAGAGUUUUCUUAUGAAUGGUGCAAUCGAUCGUUGCCUGAGGACUGGGGAUUUUCUCCCGAAUCGGGUCUCGGUUCCUGGGAAACUAAAGCACGCUUUAGGGUAUACUAGAUUUAGCCCAAGAAUCAUCUGACCUUCUCAAGAUGGCGUCAAACCCUUUCCUAUAGACAUCACGCUCACUUUCCUCUAUGGCCCCCAUUUCCGGUCCAAGGACCCUACUUCUGUCCGAGGUUGUGACGGCACGCACGUUAUGUUAAGGAGUUAUUUUUCCCCUGAAAGGCUUUCGGAAUAUUUAAAGUGAUGAUAAUUUCAUGCUAUAAAUAGUUUUUCCUGUCACACGAGGCUUUUAGUUUUCUUUUAGGGGGCAACAAAAUAGGCUUAUGAUCAGGCGCGCGCUUUGGACGACUUCGACUCCAGCGGGUCUUCGGCGGCCGAGGGAAGACCCGGGAAUCACUGGAAACGCAAGAUGGCGACGGCGGCUGCCUCCUCGGCUUCGGAACCGGAGCCCGAGCCCAAAGCUGCGGCCAGGGCUGAGGGAGAGGAGGACGAAGUGACGGUGGCUAGGACGAGGAGAAAAGUGUUAUCUCGGGCUGUGGCCGCUGCGACGUACAAGACCAUGGGGCCAGGGUGGGAGCAGGAGGAAGAAGGUGUGAGCGACAGCGAUGCUGAUGAGUACGCCAUGGCUUCCUCCGCAGAGAGCUCCCCGGGGGACUACGAGUGGGAGUACGACGAAGAGGAGGAGAAGAACCAGCUGGAGAUCGAGCGGCUGGAGGAGCAGCUGUCUAUCAACAUCUAUGACUACAACUGUCACGUGGACCUGAUCAGGCUGCUCCGGCUGGAGGGGGAGCUCACCAAAGUGCGGAUGGCCCGCCAGAAAAUGAGUGAGAUCUUCCCUUUGACCGAAGAGCUGUGGCUCGAGUGGCUGCACGAUGAGAUCAGCAUGGCCGUGGACGGCCUGGACCGGGAGCACGUGUACGAACUCUUCGAGAAAGCCGUGAAGGACUACAUCUGUCCUAACAUCUGGUUAGAGUAUGGCCAGUACUCAGUCGGUGGAAUUGGACAGAAGGGUGGCCUGGAGAAAGUUCGCUCUGUAUUUGAAAGAGCUCUUUCCUCUGUGGGCUUGCAUAUGACCAAAGGACUGGCCAUCUGGGAGGCUUACCGAGAGUUUGAAAGUGCCAUCGUCGAAGCUGCUCGGCCCAUAGCUGGCUUCCUUUCCCCUUUUGACCGGGAACAAACCUUUGAUUCACAGCUUGAGAAAAUCCACAGUCUUUUCCGGCGACAGUUGGCGAUCCCACUCUACGAUAUGGAGGCCACAUUUGCAGAGUAUGAAGAGUGGUCGGAGGAUCCCGUCCCGGAAUCAGUAGUUCAGAGCUACAACAAAGCACUGCAGCAGCUAGAGAAAUACAAACCCUAUGAAGAAUCGCUGUUGCAAGCAGAGGCACCGCGGCUGGCAGAAUAUCAGGCAUACAUCGAUUUUGAGAUGAAAAUUGGCGACCCUGCUCGCAUUCAAUUGAUCUUUGAGCGUGCCCUGGUGGAGAACUGCCUCGUCCCAGACUUAUGGAUCCGUUACAGUCAGUACCUAGAUCGGCAGCUGAAAGUAAAGGAUUUGGUUUUAUCUGUACACAGUCGUGCUGUUAGAAAUUGCCCCUGGACGGUUGCCCUGUGGAGUCGGUACCUCCUGGCCAUGGAGAGACAUGGAGUUGACCAUGGAGAAAUUUCUGUGACCUUUGAGAAAGCUUUGAGUGCUGGCUUCAUCCAGGCCACAGAUUAUGUGGAGAUAUGGCAGACAUACCUCGAUUACCUCAGAAGAAGGGUUGACUUCAGACAAGACUCCAGUAAGGAGCUGGAAGAGCUGAGGUCUACAUUCACUCGUGCUUUAGAGUAUCUGCAACAGGAAGUCGAAGAGCGUUUCAGUGAGAGCGGGGAUCCAAGUUGCAUGAUCAUGCAGAACUGGGCGAGGAUUGAGGCUCGGCUGUGCAAUAAUAUGCAGAAAGCACGGGAACUCUGGGACAGCAUCAUGACCAAAGGAAAUGCCAAGUAUGCCAACAUGUGGCUCGAAUAUUACAACCUGGAAAGGGCACAUGGGGACACGCAGCACUGCCGGAAGGCUCUGCAUCGGGCUGUCCAGUGCACCAGUGACUAUCCUGAACAUGUCUGUGAAGUGUUGCUCACCAUGGAAAGGACAGAAGGUACUUUAGAAGACUGGGAUGUAGCUGUUCAGAAAACUGAAACCCGAUUAGCACGCGUCAAAGAACAGAGAAUGAAGGCUGCUGAGAAGGAAGCAGCCCUGGCGCAGCAGGAAGAAGAGAAGGUGGAACAGCGGAAGAGGGUGCGAGCUGAAAAGAAGGCACUGAAGAAGAAGAAAAAGCCCAGAGGUGCAGACAAGCCCAGAGAAGAGGAAGAUGAGAAAGAGUGGGGUGAUGCUGAUGGAGAGCAGCCUGCCAAGCGCAGAAGGGUGGAGAACAGUGUGGCUCCAGCAGGAGUGGAUCCAGGCACGGAAGAGGAAUCAGCACUCACCAGAAAACACACAACCAUGGAUGUUGAGACCCCUUCAAAGCAGAAGGAGAAGGCGGCUGCCCUGAAGCGGGACAUGCCCAAGGUGUCCCAUGACAGCAGUAAGGACAGCAUUACUGUCUUUCUCAGCAACCUGCCCUACAGCAUGGGGGAGCCGGAGGUGAAGCUCAGGCCACUCUUUGAGGCCUGUGGGGAGGUAGCAGAAAUCCGUCCCAUCUUCAGCAACCGUGGUGACUUCCGUGGCUACUGCUAUGUGGAGUUUAAGGAUGAGAAGUCAGCCCUUCAGGCCCUGGAGCUGGAUCGGAAGAACGUGGAAGGGAGGCCGAUGUUUGUCUCCCCCUGUGUGGAUAAGAGCAAAAACCCUGAUUUUAAGGUGUUCCGGUACAGCACCGCCCUGGAGAAGCACAAGCUGUUCAUCUCAGGCUUGCCCUUCUCCUGCACAAAGGAGGAGCUGGAAGACAUCUGUAAGGUGCACGGCACUGUGAAAGACCUCAGACUGGUCACCAACAGGGCUGGCAAACCGAAGGGCCUGGCCUACGUGGAGUAUGAAAAUGAAUCCCAGGCGUCACAGGCUGUGAUGAAGAUGGACGGCAUGACUAUUAAAGAGAAUAUCAUCAAAGUGGCAAUUAGCAAUCCCCCUCAGAGGAAAGUUCCAGAGAAGCCAGAGGCCAGGAAAGCACUAGGGGGCCCCAUGGUGCCGCGGCAAAUGUACGGAGCGCGUGGGAAGGGGAGGACCCAACUCGCUCUGCUGCCCCGUGCCCUGCAGCGCCCCACCACUGGCACUGCACAGGCGGAGAACGGCCCUGCCCCCUGCCCAGCAGCUGCCACCUCUGCAGCCAGCGAGGCGCCCAAGAUGUCCAAUGCUGACUUUGCCAAGCUGCUUCUGAGAAAGUAAACGGCACUCUGAGGCAGGAAGUGCCUUCGCGCUGGCCAGGCAGACCAUUCUCUACCCCACUGCACCCUGGGGACGGAAGGGCUGGUGCAGCAUCUGCAGGCUCCUGGGGACCCUUCCCAUGGCUCAGACAAAGGACAGAGGGAGCCUGUUCAAGGAAAGAGACGCUGAGUACUCCCUCACAUUGAGGGCAGGCGGAGAGGGUGAUCGCCCCACAGGCUGCCCAGGGCGGCUGGCCCAGCACACUGGUGUCUUGAAGAGAGAGGAGCGGAAGUGAGCCAGGACCAUGGCCUCUGAGAUGCACUUGUUUCAGCGCUUUCUGCCCUUUUUAUACACUUCUCUCACACCCUGCACAGCACCUGUGCCCAUCACUCUUAGUUUUUGAAAGACAAAAGAUGAGACGGCAUAUGUGAGUGACUCUUCCGAAUGGCCUACUGUAGUUAAGUCACAUGAAAGAAAUCAGUGGAUUUUUGUUUAAGGAGGUUGUGUGUUUUCUAUUAUGUAUUUGUAAAUGACAUACACAUCUGUUGUUUUAUGUUUCCUACAAGCAAGAAUGUUUUGACAGCUCUUGUUUUAUAUAGGAAUUCCGAGUGCCCUGGCUGUGGACCGUUUUUUUUUUUUUUUUUUUUUUUCUUCUAGUGACUAGUGAUCUGUAUUCUUUGUCUAAAUGUUGAGUUUCUGCCCUUUGAUUCUGUUUAAAUUCCAUGUCGGUUGUAAAUUUCAAUUCUCAAAAUAUUUAGCUAUGUUUAUUAAACCGGAAUUCUCUUAAAAAUGUCUUACUCUGGUACUCAGGCAUUCACAAGUGGGUGUAUUUUGAAAUGGGUGUACCUUGCUUUACCUGAUAGUUGUGUAAAUAGAAGUUUUGUAAGUCAAAUCCUGUUGUACUUUGGUUUAAAUUAUUUCAUCAGUGAUGUGUCUUCAGUUUUAAACUUGAAUUUACAGCAGUUGACAUUUCAGCUUUUUAAGCUUUUUUUCCUCUUUGAUCAACUAUUUGUUGCUAUGAAGUCUGUGUUUCCAGGUCAGUAGGAAAACUCCAAAGGCACUGCAGAGGAAAAAACAUCAGGGAAUCCUUUUAGGUGUCAUGGAAAUUAUCUCAUUUGUCUGUUUUUUGUAAGUUUCAGUUUCUGUGUAUCAGCUUCCUAAUUUUUUUUUAAACUCAGCAUUUUUAAUGGACAAAUUUCAGUACAUAAAAAAGUAGACACAGC
Molecule: messenger RNA, 4699 nt
Organism: Octodon degus (degu)
Lineage: Eukaryota; Metazoa; Chordata; Mammalia; Rodentia; Octodontidae
Gene: Sart3
Product: squamous cell carcinoma antigen recognized by T cells 3
Exons: 19
Coding region: 555-3497 (980 amino acids)
Biological process (GO): RNA processing
Molecular function (GO): protein binding; RNA binding
Source: RefSeq, a predicted model, not a curated record